AUGUCUGCGAAGAAGAUCAUCACAGUGUUCGGCGCAACCGGCGCCCAAGGUGGGGCUGUCGUGUCGACCUUCCUCAGUGACCCCAAGCUGAAGAACGACUGGGCCGUCCGGGGUGUCACCCGAGAUGCCAGCAAAGACUCGGCCAAGAAGCUCGCCGAAAAGGGUGUCGAAGUCGUCGCUGCCGACAGCAAUGACAAGGCGUCGCUCGUCAAGGCCAUGAGCGGCUCCGACACCGUGUUCGCCGUCACCAACUACUGGGAGAAGCCCGACAUGAAGCUCGAGGAACAGCAAGGUCGCAAUCUCGCUGAUGCCGCCAAGGAGGCCGAUGUCCAGCACUUCAUCUGGAGCACUCUGUUGAACAUCACCGAACUGACCAAGGGCAAGCUCUCCAAGGUAUACCACUUUGACAGCAAGGCCCACGUGGAAGACUACGUGCGCUCGCUCGGCAUCCCCGCAUCGUUCUUCAUGCCGGGCUACUACAUGUCGAACAUAACGGGCUUCCAGUUCACGCAGUCGCCGCCGGACAACGCAUGGACUUUCAGCCUGCCCAUCGCGGCGUCGUCGCCGAUCCCCAUGUACGACACGGCCGACACGGGCAAGUACGUGAAAGCUAUGGUGCUGAAUAAGGACGCGCUGCUCGGGAAGCGGUUCAUCGGCACGACGGCGUACAUGACGGCACAAGAAGUCGUCGACGGCUUCAAGAAGGCCUUCCCCGAGACCGGCAAGACGGCCCGCUUCUACCAGUUGCCCGAGGACACGUUCCGCGGCUACAUGAGUGGCACGGGCGCGCCUGAUUUUGUGGUGGAUGAGAUGUAUGAGAACAUGGUGCUCAUGCAGGACUUCGGCUACUACGGCGGCUUGCCCCUCGACGAGACGCACAAGUAUGUCGAGGACCACCUGACAACGUGGGAGGAGCACAUGAAGGCGGCCAAGAACUUUGCGGAGCUGGAGUGA
Molecule: messenger RNA, 954 nt
Organism: Anthostomella pinea
Lineage: Eukaryota; Fungi; Ascomycota; Sordariomycetes; Xylariales; Xylariaceae
Source: the annotation of a GenBank genome assembly